Messenger RNA from Durio zibethinus, 2120 nucleotides. RefSeq names its product putative nucleoredoxin 2. The record is from RefSeq and is a predicted model, not a curated record. Gene Ontology annotation, molecular function: thioredoxin-disulfide reductase (NADPH) activity. NCBI's taxonomy places the organism in Eukaryota, Viridiplantae, Streptophyta, Magnoliopsida, Malvales, Malvaceae.
AUAAAUCAGUCGGCUCCGCAUGGACCGCAGCAUUAUUGUUAAUGUACAUGAGCAACAGUGUUGGAGUUCUCUCAUGACAAUUUUGGAGUGAGUGAAUGCUGAUGGAAGAUGGGGGUUUAAUGGAUGCUACAAUGAUGCGUAAGAAUAUGGUUCCAAGGAAUAUAAGCAUUGGAAGCAUUGAAGAGUGAAGAGCCUGGUCAUUGACUUAAUCUGGACACGCAAACGAAGAGAGAGAGAGAAAGACUGGUGAUGAAGGAGAUGAAUUUGGACGAUAACUCCAACAGCCUGGUUCAAACUGUGACAAACGGUGACUCUGAGAAGAUUUCGACAUCUAGAUUCUCUUCUCUUUUGGCUUCUAAAGAUCGUGAUUAUCUUCUGUGCUCCAGGGAAGCUGAAGCUGAUCAGCAGGUGAAAAUUUCGGAUCUUGAGGGCAAAGUGAUUGGGAUUUACUUCUCAGCUAACUGGUAUCCACCAUGUAGAAAUUUCAAUCAAGUAAUGAUUGAUGUCUAUGAGCAGCUGAAGAGCAAUGGGUCUAAUUUUGAGAUUGUGUUUGUAUCAUCCGAUGAAGACUUGGAUGCCUUCAACAGUUACCGCGAAAGCAUGCCAUGGCUUUCGGUUCCAUUUUCUGACUUGGAGACAAAGAAGGCCUUGAACCGAAAAUUUGAAGUUGAAGGAAUUCCUUGCUUAGUUAUUUUGCAACCUGAUGAUAAUAAGGAUCGUGCAACUCUCUAUGAUGGCGUAGAACUUAUUUACCGGUAUGGCUUCGAAGCCUUCCCAUUUACCAAAGAAAAGUUGGAGGAAUUGCAAAGGGAAGAGAGGAUGAAGCAUGAGAGCCAGACGGUGAACAAAUUACUAACAAACCCUGAAAGAGACUAUAUUUUGGGUCAAACCACAACUAAAGAGGUGCCAGUUGAUUCCUUGAUAGGUAAGACCGUUGGACUCUACUUCUCAGCGCAAUGGUGCUUUCCAUGUGUUAAGUUCACUCCCAAACUGAUAUCCAUCUACCAGAAAAUCAAGCAAACUUUGAAAGAAAAAAGUGGUGAGGAUUUUGAAAUUGUUUUUGUGUCAAAUGAUCGCGAUCAAAGUUCAUUUGACUCGUACUUUGGUACAAUGCCAUGGCUAGCUUUGCCUUUUGGAGACCCCACUAUUAGAAGCCUUGCAAAAUACUUUGAUGUGCAAGGCAUUCCUUGUUUGAUAAUUAUAGGGCCUGACGGCAAAACUGUAACCAAGCAAGGUAGAAGCCUUAUAAAUCUUUACCAGGAAAAUGCAUACCCUUUCACUGAUGCCAAAGUGGAGUUGCUAGAGAAAGAAGUGGAGGAGGCAGCUAAGAGCUUACCAAGAUCUGAGUAUCAUGCAGGUCACCGCCAUGAGCUUACUUUGGUAUCUGAAGGCACUGGAGGAGGGCCCUUUAUAUGCUGUGAUUGUGACGAGCAGGGGUUUGGUUGGGCUUACCAAUGUCUGGAAUGUGGGUACGAGGUGCACCCCAGGUGCAUGAGAGCUUUGCCCUCUGCAGGCUCAAUUGAAGGCAGGUGACUUUGAGCUGGUGCUUGUGCUAAUAAUUAAUUGUUGCUAAUUGAGCUUUGAUUAAUCUGCUAUAAUCAGGAUGAUCAGACCUCCUGUUUGUUGAUCUAGUGUAGGGAUUGGCUAGCUUUCCCUUCAUCUAUGUUCUAUAAACUGUUAUGUGGGUUUCUACUCGGAAUAUUAUUGUAGCUAAAACAAGAAGAAUGUGUAUUCAAAUUAGCUAGCAUUGUAGUGGUUGGAAGGCGAUGAUCGUGCUUUUUUUCCCUUCUUUAGUCACUUGAACUAACGCAUCUGCAAUUGCUGCAAAUUGAGUGAUGUUCAGCUUGAUUGUUGGCCUCAAGAUAGAUGAACCUGCCUGAUUUUUACUUAUGAGUAUGUCAAAUGAAGUCCCCUUGCUCAACAAUCAUAUUGUUGGAGAAUAAGUCUAUAUUCAACCCAUAAAUUGGAAAAAACAAAUAAUUGUAGAUUUUGGAUAUGAGACAAUAACUGUGGGAUACAGUCCCUCCACAUGGCCAUGGCCCAUGGGUAUCAAAUUGCAAAAGGCUCCGUAUACCAUUGUUUAUUUUCUUUGUUGAUUACGGUAUAAUUUGAACGUGUGA